AUGGUGUCCACGCUGGAGCCUCCAACCGCCUCCUCCGUCUCCCGCCGCGGUCCCUCCUCUGUCGUCUCCCGUCGAUCUCAAUCAGAUUCGCGAUCGAAACGCUACAAUCGUUCUCAUACCGGCGGGACCUCUCACGCUCUUCACAAUGACUUCCCGGUGUUUAGCAGUGGCGAUGUAGAAAUCAUAGUCCGCGCGCGCGAUACGCCUCCCGAUGCUGCUCCCGUGCAGAACAGAUAUCUUCUCCAUCGCCAUACACUCACGCGCUCGAGUGGUUUCUUUGAGACCAGCACAUCAAGCCAGUGGUCCCGCGCUCGCGCACUACCGGCUGGCAAUGAGCUCUCCCGCAUCGGAGAGGACGGGGAACCGGAUUCUGUCAGUGCAAGCGAAGUCAGCUCAGUGUCGCAAAGAGGAAGCAUCCAUCCACCCAGGAAGAGAUGGCGAUACGAGCUGGACCCCAAGUCUGGACCAAACGAUAUCCCAAUGCUGGUCCAACGAGACGAAUCGUCGCGAGAUACUACACAAUCCUUGUUUGGUCCUGCAUCAGCCCCCCCUGCAGUCAGUGCAAGAGACGCACGCUCUCAGAGUCGCUCUAAACACUCCCACUCACAUUCGCGAUCGCUGUCCAAUUCGUCGGCCUCAAGUGGUUUCUUUCGCUCCGUCGCCAACCUCAGUCUCUCAUCCAACCACCCACCUCCAGCCCAAGAGCUAUCGCAAGCGGACGAGGACCUUUUGCGCGACUACGACAACCUCUUUCGCAUCUUUUACAAUUACCCGCCCAACCUCGAUGGUGUCAAUGUCGCAGAUGCCUAUGUCCAAUGCAAGAGCUUGCUCAACCUCGCCGACCAAUAUGACGCCCUUGCUGUGGUGGGACCUCGAGUUGAUCACCACAUGCUGCAGUUCCAGUCACGGCUCUGGAAGCAAAUCGCCAAAUACCCAAUCUCAUAUCUCCGCCUCGGGUACCUAGCUCGCAGCAGGGUGAUAUUUCAGGAAGCCCUGAUUCACGUCGUUGGGCAGUGGCCGGUCGGGGAACGCAGCCUGCGUGCAGCCCUGCCCGACAUUGUCUUGGAUAUUAUUGAGGACAAGGUUGACGAACUGGAAGAUACGGUCGGUCGCAUCGAGGGACGUCUGUACCGUCUUGGGCUCACCAACAGCCGUGGUGAACGUGUCGGCCCAAGCAACAACUACCUCGACUGGCUGUCCGUAAGCCUCUUCCGCCAAUGGCUGGCCGACAACACCUCUCCGCAGCCGCCUCCCGAUCAGCGACGCAGGACGACCUCUCGUGACGGCGGCCGCAGCGUCGCCGCCUUACCCCCCGCAGCCCCGCCGUUGAAUUCUGUAGGUCGUGCAUAUCGCCAACUCGGUUCGAAUAAUCCCGCAUCUUUCCUCGGCCACGAUGACUGCAAGCGCUUCCUCAAGCUCACCCCUGAGCUCUACAGCCGGGAGAACCUUCGGCGAUUUGAGAAGCGUCUUGAUGAGCUCAAAUCAAUGGCACGAGAGAUCGUACGGCCCCUCAUGGGCAGCAAUCUCGAACUCGAUAUGGGUGGUACCUCGCGCACCCCCGAUAGUGUCUCUUACCUCACCUGCAUCAACGUUGGGAACCGAGACCUGCCUUGGGUAAUGGAGGAUCAGACAACGGUCGGGCUCGUCACCAACUGA
Messenger RNA from Fusarium subglutinans, 1656 nucleotides. RefSeq lists its product as uncharacterized. The coding region runs from base 1 to 1656 and encodes 551 amino acids. The record is from RefSeq and is a predicted model, not a curated record. The transcript has a single exon. Lineage: Eukaryota; Fungi; Ascomycota; Sordariomycetes; Hypocreales; Nectriaceae.